GCGGCGCGGAGCGCGCAGGGCCGCCGCGGAGCCUGGUGGCGGGGGCGGGCUCGCCCCGUCCCCGUCCCCGUCCCCGUCCCCGUCCCCGUCCCCGCCUGCGCCCUCCCGGCCUGCGAGUCCGCCCGGCUGCGGAUCACGUGGCGGUUGCCGGAGGCAGAGACUAGAGAGGAGAGGGAGGAAAAAAAAAAAAAAAAAAAAAAGCUCCUCAUUCCUUCUUCCACCGCCAUACUGUAUUUUAUAGUAACUCUCAUUUUUAUUCCUCCCUUUUACUCCCGCUCGUGGAAGGUUUUCCUGGAGAAUGAAGUGCGGUUUGGUUUCCUUGUCAACGGAAGAUGAAGUGAACAACUGAACAUCUCCCCAGUGCAGUUGCUCACAGGGUGAAUCCUUGGACAAGUCACUUAGAUGCAGAUCCUGAAAGGUUUUCAAGGCUCCAAUUAAUUCCAAAGGCGUCUUUAAAGGGUUAAAGCCAAGUGACCCAACCAUGACCGGCAAAACACAGACCAGCAAUGUCACCAAUAAGAACGACCCCAAGUCCAUCAACUCCAGAGUCUUCAUUGGCAAUCUGAACACAGCCAUUGUCAAAAAAGGUGACAUAGAGGCAAUCUUUGCAAAGUAUGGGAAAAUAGUUGGCUGCUCUGUGCACAAAGGCUACGCGUUUGUACAGUACAUGAGUGAGAGGCAUGCAAGGGCUGCAGUGGCAGGCGAAAAUGCCAGGAUCAUUGCAGGGCAGCCCCUAGAUAUCAACAUGGCAGGAGAACCAAAACCAUACAGACCCAAACCUGGCAACAAGCGACCACUGUCAGCACUUUACAGACUUGAAUCAAAAGAACCUUUCCUGUCAGUUGGUGGUUAUGUCUUCGAUUAUGAUUACUACAGGGAUGAUUUCUACAAUCGGUUGUUUGAUUAUCAUGGCCGUGUGCCCCCACCACCCCGCGCAGUGAUACCACUGAAGCGUCCUCGUGUGGCUGUGACAACUCGCAGAGGCAAAGGGGUAUUUUCCAUGAAAGGAGCAUCACGAUCCACGUCAAGUGGGGCUUCCUCCUCAGGAUCCAAAUCACCCACAUAUCUUCCACUGCCCCUUAUGUGGAGUGAUACUGUCCUUGGAAGCAUCUCUGGAAGAGGAAGAGAAAGAUCAGUGAAAUCAGAUGAGCUGCAAACAAUCAAGAAGGAAUUAACCCAAAUAAAAACAAAAAUUGACUCCUUGCUAGGGAGACUGGAAAAGAUUGAAAAACAGCAAAAAGCUGAGGCAGAAGCUCAAAAGAAACAAAUGGAAGAUAAUGCUGAUUUGAUUCAAGAGGAAUGCAUAUCAGAGAAUGCAGAUAACUCUACAGAAGAGCCAAUUGAAGGAGGGCCAGAUGCAGAUGGGGAUGGAGAAGAGAUGACUGAUGGGAUAGAGGAGGAUUUUGAUGAGGAUGGCAGCAAUGAGCUGUUUCUACAGAUCAAGUGAUGAGAUGUCAUGUGUGAACCCCCCAGAGGCUGAGAAGAGAAACUUCCCCACAAAAAAUUGUGAACUGCAGUUUCUUAUGGCUAGCAACACCUUUGAUUCGAUUUGUAUGAAAACUCAAUGUACUUAUUAAAAUGAACGUUAUCGUUCAAAUAUUAGAAUUUCCAUUUCUUAUAUGUUCUAAGCUGUACAAUUGUCAGAUUUUUAUGGUUUAGAUUGUAAAUGUGUUUUUCUCUGGCUAAUUAUUGGUAUUAUUUUUUUAAUUUUGAUGUCUUAAAGGCCAAUGUAUGUAUCAUAAUAAUAAGAAGGACAUAUUUAACAGGUGUGGGAAACACUGUAUACAAAUGUAUAUUUGUAAAAGCUAUUUUUAUGAUUAGCAUGUUUUACUGUUUUACCAUAUUUAAAGUCAGCUAAUAUUGCACUUCUUUGUUUACAGCUUAAUUCAAACAAGAUCAUUGUUAUGAUCAGUGUCUCAAUUAAAUAUGUUGUAUGGUAUUUUCCAUUAUUUUAUUUAUUUUGUUCCUCAAUUGAAAUAAUUAUAUUUACUAAUAGGGAUAGCUGCUAAAAAGUAAAAUUAUCAAAAUAUCAGAACAAUUCCCGGUAAACUGUAAAUUGGAUGCCCUUGCAAAUCUAUUUCUUCAGAAAAACACUCUGUGUGAUGCCAUCCACUAGCAUGGUUCUUACAGCUGUACCUGCUAGUCUCUCAGGGCAGUGUGUUGUUACUAUAUGAAAAGCUUACACAACAGUUAGUCUCCCAUCCAGCUAGGUAAAUGACUUACAGACUGCCAAUACCUGAGAGCCUGAGUUAACUUACUGGUAACUUUUUGUUUUAUUUUCUGGCAGUAGAGGCUUUCCACUCCCAAACCCCUAAAGCACUCCUAAAAGCAUGAAGGUGGAAUAAUUACUGAAGAUGUUGUAGGGGGAAUCUCAGUAUAGAAUUUCUUAAUAAAACAUAUCUCCUUUCAAAUGGAAUGGACGCAUUAUUUCUCUUGUUUUACUCAGAUAUGAAGUGUAUCAAAGCAUACAUGACAUGGGUACAAGGUUUUCUUCUCUGAUGAAAGUACAAACUUGUUCACCAUUCUGAAGCUAGGCCUACAUACUUUUACAGAUGAUGUGAAAAAAGGAAGAGAUAUCUACAUCCUUAUAUGAGAUGUACUCGUAUACAGGGAGACAUAUCUUUAAAGUGGUUGCAGAGAAAAAGAGUGACAUAAAAACAACAGCUUUCCAAGAGACAGAGACAUUAAAUUAAGAAGUACCUUACCCAGUCAAAUGGAGUGUAGUUGUGUGUCAGUCUGGAAUGCGGAGUUGUGACUUUCACUGAUAUCCAUGUCCUAUGGUAUCUGGUAUUUCAUCCAGCUCCACAAAGCUGAACCCUCGUCUUGCCCUUUUAAUUAUUCUCUGUGAGCUGAAAGCAAACGAAAAAAAUAAAGGCAUCAGUGAGUCUCUUCAAUAGAACAAACUUUUAAUUUCUGUAAAAAACAUAUGUUUGUGAGAUGUUGAGUUCACCAUAAAAUAAUGGGGUUAUGAGGAGGUGGGAGCUCAAGGACUCCAGUCAGGUUUCGAGCAUGGGGACCGUCAUCCAAAUGGACUGAUUCUCUUUGAAUGUCUUGGAAGAAAAUCAUAAAUUUGAAUUUAAUUAUCUAUUAAUGCAUGGGAAUUUACUUCAUUAGAAAAUUACAUAACACAGCACUCUCAGUACAUAUUAUAUUUAGCUUGUCUAUAGUCUGUGGAGCUACCUGAGUUUACCUGAGAACUGAAUAUUACCUAGCUAUUUAAUUAAGGAAGGAAGUUCCUUAUAAGUAGUUAUGCCUGAGCAUAAACAAUUGUAGCUUCAGAAUCUACCCAGGGUAACAGUCCCAGAAAAGUGCAAGAAAAAAUUAUUAUGCUACUGUGUAAGUGAAAUAUUAUGUCAAAUUAAAGUGUUAGUUUGCCUCUGACUAAUACCCUGGCUAUUUUUAAAUGAAAUUUUCUUUUUUUUUUUCCCUGGUAAUAUUGAGACUUAUAAUGCUUGUGGUGAAAUAUUUCUCCACUUUCUAUCCAUAGGUAUAGGUUAUUAUCAUUUUUACUUGCAAAAUGUAAAAAGAAUUGUCAUUUUGGGAUCUUCCAUGUUUGGCUAACAGUUAAAAAAGGAAGUCCAAACCUUAGCAACUCAGUGAGCAUUUUGCCUUGGUAAAUAUUUAAAUUAUGUAACUGUUGGAUGUCUUGGAUGUUGGAUGCAGAUUUUUUUAUCUAACAGCUCAAUUCUGAUAUUGUUGUUAAUAAACUACAUAUAAGAAACAGCUAAGUGUAUCACCUCUUUACCACCUCUGUUCCAAAUGAGCUACUAAUCACAGAAGUGCACUGUAUUAGAUUUUUACAAACUCUUUUCUGUCAUUAUCCUUACCUUAUAUAUUUACAGAAAUGAUUUCACAGUCUGUAUGUCAAGGCUCUUUCACACCACAGUUUAAGUCCUGAAAACAUUUUGAAUGCAAAAAGACCUCUGUGAUGAGAUCAUUAAGUACUAUUUCAUUUGCAAGCCACAAACUCAUGCCCUCCAGUCUAUUACUAGCAAGGUUUCUUAAUGGCAUGUUUGACUCAAAUAACUAAAAAGAAUGCUCAUAGCUUCAGCAGAGCUUGAUAUUUCUCUGCUUUUUAUGUAUGUGAUAGGCUCAGUGUUGUUUGUCAUCACCAUGUAUACUUGUUUUACAUGGCUUUUGUUAGUUUGCUUUAUGGUUGCUCAUCCUUUGCAGUACUGAAGAAUAAGAAACAUAAAGGAUCUUGUCAAUCAAUUUGGCUUAUCAGCAGUCCUACAAAAUCCUUUAUAUACAGUCCUGAAUUAAACCAGUUCAUUUUCUACACAGACCUACGCGCUCUGUGUUUCAGAUAUUGAUUUUAAGCCUGUGCAGCUGCAUGAAUGAAAAACAUUUGCUAAAAAAGCUUUACAGUUUGGAUCAAAAAAAAUUUUUUUACUUUUGUAAACGCUUGUAUUACAUAUUAUUGCUGGUUUGGUUAGUUUUCUGUGCAGAUCCAUUUUUAGUUCUGAAAAAUCAUUGUACUUAAACUAUGUAGAUAGCUACAAUCUUGUAAGCAGUCAUAUUUUUAAUAGGUAGUACUGAAAGUUAGAAUUAAAACAUUCAGGGUUUUCCCAUGUAGACCAGAUUUAUGGUUCAUGACAACUUUCUUUAAAAUGCUGUAACAUAAUUUUUACAUGUCUGUAAAUAAAUAUUUUCUCUGAUUUAUGCACUAA
Molecule: messenger RNA, 4670 nt
Organism: Dromaius novaehollandiae (emu)
Lineage: Eukaryota; Metazoa; Chordata; Aves; Casuariiformes; Dromaiidae
Gene: RALYL
Product: RALY RNA binding protein like
Exons: 12
Coding region: 482-1447 (321 amino acids)
Cellular component (GO): nucleus
Molecular function (GO): RNA binding
Source: RefSeq, a predicted model, not a curated record